Messenger RNA from Kazachstania africana CBS 2517, 915 nucleotides. It is a transcript of the gene ILT1, whose product is annotated as Ilt1p. The coding region runs from base 1 to 915 and encodes 304 amino acids. The record is from RefSeq and is a predicted model, not a curated record. The transcript has a single exon. Lineage: Eukaryota; Fungi; Ascomycota; Saccharomycetes; Saccharomycetales; Saccharomycetaceae.
AUGAUAUCUAAAGGUGCUGCUACCGCUUUUGCUACUCUCGGGACGGUAUGCUGGUGUAUCCAGCUGAUUCCCCAAAUUAUUUCCAACUAUAGAAGAAAAGAUUGUACCGGAUUCCCACCAUUGAUGAUGUUCCUCUGGGUCGUGUCUGGUAUCCCAUUUGCGAUAUAUUUUUGUGUAAGUAGAGGUAACAUUAUACUUCAAAUACAGCCACAUCUUUUUAUGUUUUUCUGUGCUGUGAGUUUUAUCCAAUCUUGCUAUUAUCCGCCCACACAAUUAGACAAACGCAUCAUCAUCGCUAUCAUUGCUGGAUUAAUUUUGCUCGAUGUUGGUAUGGAAGUGGGGUUCAUUCUUUGGUUGAGGCUAUUGUAUGAUAGAGGUAUCGAAUGGCCUGAUUUAAUCUUUGGAAUAAUCGCUAGUGUCUUAUUGUCAAUCGGUUUGAUCCCUCCUUACUUUGAAUUGGCGAAAAGGAGAGGGAGGGUGGUUGGUAUCAAUUUCCUCUUCCUUUUUAUCGAUUCUUUAGGUGCGUGGCUGUCGAUUAUUAGUGUUGUCCUAGGUAAUAUGGAUGUUAUGGGUAUUAUACUCUAUGCUUUGGUGGCUGGUUUAGAGAUAGGUAUAUUUGCAUCUCAUUUUAUUUGGUGUUGUAGAUUCAAAUGGUUUGGUAAAAAGUUAAUAGAUUCUGAGUCAGAGGAAAAAGAGACAGAUGAUACUAAUGACGCAAAUAUGCUUGAUUUAGAAAAAAUCCAGUCCAAUGAUAAACCUCAUAGCUACACGGCUGUCCCUGAUGAUAACACAAUUAAGUUCGUUUUCGAGGAUAGUGACGAUAUCUCAAUUAGCUCAGAUACCUGCGUGAUCCAACAAAAUAAUUCGUCGAACGUCCAUGCUGUUCAUGGUAUUGUCUUGGCGAAAACUAUAUAA